UGCACGGCGGGGAGGGGCCCUUGCUUCGCAUCCUCCCUCGCUUCCCAUUUGUGCAUCGGGGGGGGGGGGGGAGGCUCUGCCAUGCCUUGCUGCAGAAGACAACCUGGACGUGUGCAUGCCCGCCCCCCCCCCGGGGGUCUGGAGCCCCCCCAGCAGGCGCACACACCCCCAAGGGUGCAGAGCCCAGGCCUCGGCGCUCGGUGAUUCAGCUCCUUGCGGGGAGCUUUGAUAACGGCGCUCCAAACUCCAGCUCUCGCUGCCUGGCGGCGGUGUCACGGCGAUGACAUGCCCACAGAUGGGGAACGAUGCUUUUUUUGGGGGGGUAGUUUGGGGCUGUUUUGGUUGUGCCGGGCAUUCAGCAGCCGGCCUGGAGAUGGGGAGCGCAGGACGUGGGCGUGCGGGCAGGUCAGCGAUGGCAGAAUUAAUAAUUCAUCCCCAAAACUUCGGUGCGCCAAGGCACACCCCUCGAUUGCUGUGCUGCCUGGAUUUUAGAGAGGCUGCUGGUUUUGGUGAGAAAAAGACAGGGGAAAAGAGGUAUUCGAAGGCAUUUCUGUGCUUCAGGAGCAUGCCUGGUUCAGGCCGGGCGGCACGGCAGGCAGGAGGUUAACGUGUGCCGUGCUCCUCUGUUGCAAGCACAGGGCACGCCGAGGGCUCUUGCACAUAGCGCCUGUGAUGCAACCGAGUCCCCAAAUGCCCGGCUCCUUUCCCCAGGAGCUGGAGAGUCCAGGGAGAAAACCGGAGCUGAAGCAUAUUUUGCUCCAAGCUGUCAUCUCCCUCGGCCCAGUUCUGAACCAAAGAUGCUCAUCCUUCAUUUUCUGGUAGAUGACAAAUCAGCCAGGGAUGCCAAGCUCUUGACAAGUAACGAGCAACAACCCUCGAGCCAAAAGGGGAAAAAAAAAAGACAACAACAACAAAAAAGCCAGAAUGCUUUCUGCAGAGCUGCCCAUCUAUCGCAGGGCAACGCGAUUUUGCCGGCUGGAGCGCGGCUGUUCCCAAGCAGCGAGCACCCGGUGCCCAGAAAGGCCCCUGCUGCUCGCUGAGGCUGCCCCGCGUUUAUCAAAGCGCCUUCUAUUUCGGGGAGAAAAAGGCCGGUUUGUUGAGCAGCGAGCGUCCCGUUCACACAGCCCGCCAGCGUGAGAGGGAGAGAGCCAGCCUUCCUUUAAUGAGCUGGGCACAGAAAGGGAGAAAUGUCAUUGAAAGAUUUUCCUUCGGUGAUGGGGAGUCAUUAAAAACAAGGCGUGAUUCCCAGCCGGAUUUUUCCAGCCAAAAAGCACACGGGAUCAGUGCUGCCCUGCCCCGUCCCCAGCCCUCCUGCAGACCAUGGAGAGUGACAGAGGAGGCCCCCACGUAGCUUCACCCCCUUCUUUUCCUCUCCCCUUUGCCGUUAGGGUACCCGUUAUUUUUGCGUAGAUCCAGAAAACCCAGAUCAGCUAAAAACCAAGGAAAUCAUCCCCAUGAAAACCUACUUGCCAAUUACUUUCUGGCAUGCGCUGGUGCCAUAGCUGUAAAGAGACAGUUUAGGUAAAAACAUGGAGCCUGCUCAUUUCAAAGCAGCCGACCAGCUCUUUAUUCCAACCACCAGGUAAGGAGGCAGUUGCAUUUACAGCAUCCUCCUAAGGAGGCUUUUUGGCUAAGGUUUGCACUGCGGAGCCCGGCCUCACGAGGGGUUUGUGAUUUAGAGGCAAUUUAGCCAAGUGCCGUUCCUCGAGCUGGAGCGCUUUGCAGCAGAAGGGGGAGGGAAAAAAAAAAAACAGUGUGGCAUUUACUAAUAAAACUCUUCAGGAAUAUUUUUAGCCGUGUUAUGUCGCACUUCGCAGCAAAGCGCUCGCUUGUGAAGCCUCCUGGCGGAGGCAGAGGGCUGGGGGAGAGGCGCAGGCGGUGCUCCCGGUGGGAUGAGCUGGGGCACGGGGCAGCCCGUGCAGAUCUGUCCCAGGGCUGGCCAGGCAGCCAGCUUCUCCUCCCCUUGGCUGGAGGGCCUGACCUUUUCCCUGGCUGUGGAAAUGGGAAACGAGCUCGUUAGAAAUGGGCUCGGCAGGGGCUGGUGGGCACAGCUCAGCCCUAUGGCUCCUGUGUCAGCUGCAGCUGAUCCUCACUGCCACCCGGGAUCGGGGCUGAGACCGCCCUACUCAUCACAUUUGUGAGCCUCCAGCCUCCCCGUGCCAAGGGAUCGGUGGCCCAGGAGCAGUCCCCGUGGCCUUUCAGGUCUGUCCUUUUUUUGUCUGUCCCCGUGGCAGGAGCCACUUACAGCGCUGAGAUCCACCAGGGCACGGCCACAGCAGCACUCAGGGAGCACCUAUGCCCCUUGGCCAACCUUAAAUAACCUGGCCCAGGGGUGCGGUGGGCCCCAGGUGAGGCAGCUGAGGAGCAUUACGGGGUGGCAGUGCCCACCUGAAGAUGGCAAUGUGGCCCUUUAUGGCCUGCAGCUGCCCAGGUUUAGUGUCACCGGUGGGUGGCUCUGCCUGGCUGGUGGUGCUGCUGCACCCAUGGCCACCUGCAGCGCUUCCAGGAACAGUGGGGUCUGGUUUUCAGCCCACACUGGACAUGUAGAAGAAAUAAUGAGUUAAUCUUGGCCAAAUUCCACCUGUGCUCAGGCUCCCCCUUUCCCCUUUCCCAUCGCUGGGCACAAGCGGCUCAUUAACAGCUUUCUCCCUCGCUUUGGGAAGCGCCGGAGGGAAUAAGCUCGGCAGGCAGAAUAGCAUCUGCCAUUGUGCUGCAGGAGCACAAUCGGCCCUUUCGGAAGCUCGGUAUUAAUGAUUUAGACACAAGUUUUGUGCUGUUUUGUCGGGGCAGCUUGCAUUUGCAUUAGAAAAAUCCCGCCGAGCUGGGGAGCCCGGCCGGGCACUAUCAAUGGGAAACUGUUCUGCGCAGCGCCGCCGGGGCCAAAAAAUGCGAGCUCGGCACAUUUCUGCCUCCUGUUGUGGUCGGCAUUACCGUGUUGAUGCCUGGCUGCCCCGCUCCCAGCUGUUAGCAUCGCUGCUGGGAAGCUUCUCCCUCCUCUGCCAAAGCGAUUUAUGGGAUGUUGAUAAAGUCAGGGGGGGUCCCAGGGUGCAGGGGGACGGCUAACGUGGGGCUGGCAGCGCGUGGGGGCACGCAGGGAGGGAUGCUGUGGGGAGCAAGGCAGGACACGGUGGGCCGGUCGGCGUGGUGUGUGCACAGAUAAAAAGAAAACCCCGGGGAGCUUUGCAGUCAGCUGGAAAUGAUGGAAUUACAGGCGCUUGCUCGCUCCUCUUCGGGUCAGGGUGUUGUGGGGCCGUCACAGGGACUGCAGCACGUGGGGGUUUGCUUCUGCUUUGAGCCCAGCUCCGUCACCGCCGUGUCCCAGAUAAGUCCCCUGGGGAGAAAGGGGAGAGAAGGGGGGGGGGGGGGGGGCAAAUGGAAAAAGAUGUUUUGGGGUCGUUUCUUCCUCUUUUUUCCUCACCCAGGAGAGUGUGAGCGCUUGCCGGCAACAUGCCGCUGGUGAAGAGGAACAUCGAGCCCCGGCACCUGUGCCGGGGGGCCCUGCCCGAGGGGGUGACGAGCGAGCUGGAGUGUGUCACCAACAGCACGCUGGCUGCCAUCAUCAAGCAGCUGGGCAGCCUCAGCCGGCACGCCGAGGACAUCUUCGGGGAGCUGUUCAAUGAGGCCAACAGCUUCUACAUGCGGAUGAACUCGCUGCAGGAGCGUGUGGACCUGCUGGUCAUCAAGGUGACACAGCUGGACUCCACCGUGGAGGAAGUUUCGCUGCAGGACAUCAACAUGCGGAAGGCGUUCAAGAGCUCCACGGUGCAGAACCAGCAGGUGGUUUCUCGCAACUCCAUCCCCAACCCGGUGAUGGAGAUGUACCAGCGCUGCGACAAGCCCCCGCCGCUCAACAUCCUGACACCGUACAGGGAUGACAAGAAGGACGGCCUCAAGUUCUACACCGACCCCUCUUACUUCUUCAACCUGUGGAAGGAGAAGAUGCUGCAGGCGACAGAGGACAAGAGGAAGGAGAAGCGCAGGCAGAAGGAGCAGCGGCUGGUGGAGGACUCCACCCGGGAGGUGAAGAAAGUACGGAAAGCCCGCAACCGGCGCCUGGAGUGGAACAUGAUGGCAUACGAUAAAGAGUUUCGGCCUGAUAACAGGUUCUCACCAUCCCCAUAUCACAUGGCGUCAUCGGAAGGAUCACUGUCCCCAGACAAUAGAUCCUAUGCCUCGGAUGCCGCCGACCACUCGUACCCGGCGAGCCCCAACCACCCGGCGCAGCUGCUGGCCCCCGCCGCCCACCUGCCGGCCGAGCACAAGGAGGGGGUCCUGGCGGCCGUGCCCCCCCAGGAGCACGUCUACCGCCCGCCGGCGGGCAGCCGGCAGAACAGCCUCAACCGUGCCCAGCCACCCCACGCACCGCAGCCCCCUGAGGCCGUGCUCAACGGGCCUAGGCCGCACUUGGUCAAGGAUUUUGGCCCACAGCCAGUGCCGAUGGCGGAGUACUUCGUGCCGCCAGCCCCGCCGCCCCCACCACCCGUCAUCCCCUCGGCGCAGACCGCCUUCGACAGCCCCAUGGCGGCCCCUGCAGCGCUGCCCCCCGGUGCGGCCGCUCCUCCAUCCUACGCGCCCUCGCCACCGCCCCCUGCACCGCCCGGCCCCUACUCCGCUUCCCCGCCGCAGGCCGGCGCCAUGGCCCCCCCCGUGGCCCCGCCGCCGCCACCACCAGGGCCCCCUGCUCUCGCCGCCUCGCCGGCACACUCGGUGUCGCCGCCGGCCCCAGCCGCCGAGCCGCGGAAGCCGGCCAUCCCGCUGAUGCCCAUGAGCGACGCCCGGAGCGACCUGCUGGCGGCCAUCCGCAGGGGGAUCCAGCUGCGGAAAGUCCAGGAGCAGUGGGAGCAAGAGGCCAAGAAAGAGCCCGUGGGCAACGACGUGGCCACCAUCCUGUCCCGUCGGAUCGCGGUGGAGUACAGCGAGUCGGACGACGACUCGGAGCUGGACGAUAACGAGUGGUCAGACUGAGGGGGCCGGGACCGGGCUGGCGGGGAGCUGCUCCGCACCAGGUGCGUACCUGGGUGCCCACACCCGCCAUCAGCCCCGCUAAUUCAGGAGCUUUUGCUUUUUACACCAUGUCGAAAACCAUGUCGGGCAGCGCUGGAGGCUGUGCACGGGUAGGACAUGCCUCCGGGGCGGUGAGGCUGGGAAUUAGCAGCACCUCCGCGUUUAACGAUGCUGGAAAUGCUCUGGCACCGGGUAAUGCACGGCCACAGGGUGGCUUUGUUAGGGAAACGACACCGCAAGGUGGUAGGGCUUUUGCAGCUAGAUGUUAAACGCGUAACAGGGAGACCGAGGUGUUUGCAACCUGAGCCCCUUCCCAUCCUCGGGACCAGAUUUUUGUGAUAAAAGCGUGAAGGCAAGGCUCAUGCAGCUGGCACACGUGUCCUGGGGGCAAGGGGCUGGGGGCCAUGUCCCAAAAGCCCUGCAACCCUUGGCCUGACUGCUAAAGCACUGCAGUUUUAUUUGACAAAAAGAUAGAAAAAAUGCUGCUCUUAGGUAAACCCAAACCACUGAAACAGAGCGAGGCUCAGUCUCGCUCUCUCGAUUUGCACUUUGUAGCCCCACAAAUGCCACUAGUACAGUCGAGGGCAACCCCAUCCCGGAGCACUAGCCUGAUGCUGCCCUCUCCUCAUCCCCAAAGCAUGGCACUGGUGGGGAGCACAGGAACCCCCCCCCCCCCCCCCCCCCAGUGCCAAAAAUACCAGUUUGCUCAUCAAAAUAGCGCAUGAUUCAUAGCUGCCUUUUCACGCAGCUAUUGAGGGAGGAUUUGCAGGGCUGGGGGUGCAGAACAAAUGGGUGUGAAAUACUGAAAAUAUCACAGCCAGGGGUGAGGAUCUGCAGAGGGCUGGAAGAGGCUCCCCACCAGCAGAGAACAGACCAGAACCAGGCGUGGACCCAUCUGGCACAGCCACCUGGCCCUCUCUUGCAUUCCCAUAUCCAGUGAGCCCCAAAAUGGGGGAGAAACCAGAAUACUCCCCAUUGCAUCGCUUUUGGGGACUUUGUGCCCACCUCCCCAGCAGCCGGGUGGGUGAGCACAUAGGUAGCGUUCCCAGUCCCUGGGAGCGAAUCGACCUGUAAAGCAGAUGGGAGGAUUUGGCUGGGACCCAAAAGGCUCAGGGAAGCUGAUGCUUACUUAUGUCUAUCCUGAGAACUGCUGGUCUUGAAUGACACCCUAUGUGCCCCUUUCUCCUCUGGAGAAAGAGAGAGACCCUCUCUGGUGAGACACAAUGACCAUAGCCCCCAGCUUAGCUGCUAAGAAACGUCACCAUGAACCCUUGCCUGUGCUGAGUGACACAAAAUAGCCUAUUUUGUUUAAUGCAACACUUCCCCUUUCUCUGCAUCCCACUGACUCCUCCAGAUGGGACUCGAGCAGCAUGGCAGGCUCCUCCCCCCCACCACCACAAAUUUGGCCACAGUGGAUGGUCCCACGAUCAUUAAUGCAGUGCUGAGCAGGGCUUGGACCAGGUGCAGGAGAGGGCCAGAGCAUCUGGGGAAGGAUUUAAGGUGGGAAGCAAGAUCUGUUAGUGUUGGCAGUGGUUCUGCACCCACUUCUGCCCUGCAUUUUGUUCCCCACUUCCUUCAGGAAAGCCCCCCCUUGGCAUCAGCACAGCUGGAGGAGCUGCACAGAAAGUCCUUGGGGUUUUGGCCCGGUCCUGGUGCCCCUGUCCCAGGGGAACCACCACCAUAUCACAGCGGGGGUCCCUUUGCAGAGCAGCUGGGAUGUGACCUGGAGAGAGAUCAGAAGAAAGCCUUGUU
Molecule: messenger RNA, 6756 nt
Organism: Oxyura jamaicensis (ruddy duck)
Lineage: Eukaryota; Metazoa; Chordata; Aves; Anseriformes; Anatidae
Product: wiskott-Aldrich syndrome protein family member 3-like
Exons: 8
Coding region: 3448-4965 (505 amino acids)
Biological process (GO): positive regulation of Arp2/3 complex-mediated actin nucleation; actin cytoskeleton organization
Cellular component (GO): cytoskeleton
Molecular function (GO): actin binding; protein kinase A regulatory subunit binding; Arp2/3 complex binding
Source: RefSeq, a predicted model, not a curated record